AUGUUCCACGACGACUUCGGAUCAGCUUCAGAUUUUCAGUUCUUCAAUCGCCCACUCUCCGGCCUGGACGACGAUGACCGCUUCAGCACGCCGUCGACCGCUCACAAUGAUGCUACUAUGGUGAUGGCCAUCGAGGCCCAAAUGAUGAUGCUUCGCAAUCAACUCGCUUAUUUCACUCAACAGGGCAUGCGAAUGCCGCCCCCGAUGAUCCCGACCAAGUACGACCUGUCUCCAUCCACCGAGAGCAACCACUCGAUCGAUGAGGGCAUCUGCACGCAGUCGAUGAAGUCGUACAACUCUCGUCUGGAGCACUAUUCAAAGGAGCGGGGCUCAUCCAGGAAUUCUCAUCGCCACGAGACUGCAUCUGGGAGUAAAACGCCCAUGCGCAAGGCUCAGGAGGCGGCCAGCCUCGAGUCGAUGCCCUCCCCAGUCAGCCGCCCGUCGGCCAUGGACCUGCAGGCGGUGAAGCUGCGCAAGACCGAGGUGGCCAAGUCUCCCGGCGGCACCCCGUUGAACAAGGCGCCGUUGCGGGGCGGGGCCAGCGAGCUGUUGGUGACUGCUUUGAGAUCCCGGUGCAACGUGAUGAUGAGUGAUAUCGAGGACGAGGACACGGACGGACUGAACGAAUCGACGCAGGACGAGUGGGAGGACAAAAUUACCUCCAUCGCCGCCGGCUGCCCCUCCUCGUCCGAA
This is a messenger RNA of Mesorhabditis spiculigera, 693 nucleotides long. The record is from the annotation of a GenBank genome assembly. NCBI's taxonomy places the organism in Eukaryota, Metazoa, Nematoda, Chromadorea, Rhabditida, Rhabditidae.